Messenger RNA from Habropoda laboriosa, 5182 nucleotides. RefSeq names its product mucin-5AC-like. The coding region runs from base 139 to 4914 and encodes 1591 amino acids. The transcript has 5 exons. The record is from RefSeq and is a predicted model, not a curated record. NCBI's taxonomy places the organism in Eukaryota, Metazoa, Arthropoda, Insecta, Hymenoptera, Apidae.
CAUAACGCGGAAGACGAUACAUAGUACCACGUAGUAGUUGCUACGUCGAUAAUGUCGUUGAUUUUAACGCAGCAAGGUUCCGGUGAUUCGGUGAAUGUGCUCUUUUCAAACAUGGAGAGGUUACUCGUUUGAAAUAAUAUGUGGGAUUUAGGAAACCGGGGUAUUAUCGCGUUAGUAAGUGCGUUGAGUGGGUGUGUGUUUCUUUACAACGUAUGGGGCCCGAUUCUUAUUCUAACAAUUUCAUUGUUUCUCACUAUUUACGCGUGUUACUCUUUAAUCAUCAACGACAGUUUAUUGUCGCCACACGCGUUUCUUCUGUUUGAUUAUUGCAAACAGCUCUCUUUCGGAGUUCGUAUAAGCUUCGAGGCUGUCUUAGAUCACGUUUAUUGGUACACUGGUCAGUUUUUGGAAUCUGCGAAUCUUCGUUUUCGUAACCGAUACCUAACCCAAUCUAGGAUGGAAAGACGUCGAGGAUCUCAUUAUCAACUUAGCUCCGAUCCUUAUUCAACUAGAGAAAGAAGCACUUCCAGUUUUGGAUCGAUCGCUCAACUGAGUCCGAUCGGAAGGAAUGUACAGAAAGCCGAUAUUGCGAACCAUAUCAGCAACAAGAAUAGAUUCUAUCACGACUCGGAGCAUUCGUCGUACGAUGACAAUCCGUUCGCCAUAAAACACACCUCGACGCCAAUGUUUCCGCGGAACAAGGAGGAAUUUGAAAACCAACCACUCCAAGUAUCACCAGUGGAUGAAACUUUAUCAAGGAGAACAUCCCUCUCGUACAGGCAGGAUCACCCCCUGACACAAGAAGGAAAUAGAUCAUAUUUUGGGGCAGAAGGAUCCUCCUUGUGGGGUAAUUGCGUAAGUCCUAAAGAAAGAACGGACGCAAAGGUAGGAGGAGAAAGGAAAGCAGUUCAAACGGUCGCAGGACCUUUGUUGGCAACAACUAGAUACAAUAUAGACUCGAAAGUGUACAAUGACAUAUCAUCUCCAGGACUUACAACUCGCCUGAGGAAAUACGCAGCAGAAGCGAACAACAAAUUAACUCAUCAAUCUCAAUAUCGGGUGGGACAAUUUCCAAGAGUUAAUCUUAACGCUAGUCCAGUUCCGUUGAUAAACGCCAAGUCUGUGAAAACAAGAACGCCAGUGACAAUUAGAGUGGCGCCACCUAAUAUCAUUCGAUAUUCUCCACCGUCGAAGCAGAAAAUUUUGACAAGUUUACAUCAGAUGGACGAUAGCUGUUCGCCGCCUAGCGUUGUUCAAGCAUUAAGGGAGAUAUCGUUGAAGAGGCACGCGUCGAGGGAAGACGUGGUUUCUGAGUUAGCGAAGAAACAACGAACAGGUGGCCUUGUUAACAAAGAAUCGAAUGAAACGAAGGAUGAAACGAAGCAAAAGAGGAGCAGAGACGACUCUCUGAAAUCGGAGGAGGAGGAGAUUUCACCACAAAGUAAAAGCGUUCGACCAACGAAACGAACUAAAACACCUUCGUGUUACGACAUCAUAAACUCACUAAGUUCUAGCAGGCACGUUGUUUCCGGUGUGAAAAGGAAAGCUCGAGAUUUUUCGCGUAGCGGAACGCCAGAUUUUGAAAAACAUUUCAAAUCUUUGGAGUGCGUGCAGAGUACUAGCACGCAGACGUUGCCUCAAGUUCACAACACGAGUCUGAACCAUCGUCGAAGUAGCCACGACGAGGGGACGGAAAAGGGAAGUAAUUCGGACGCGUGUAACUACGUGGCUAAGCUAGAGGAACACUUACCGCUAAAGGGAAUAUUGAAAACGAGUAAUAGAAGCGUAGAGAUGGAGACGGAUAGUGGUAAAGAACAUAUGCAGACGGCGGCGACUCGUUCAAGUCCGCAGUGCAGCGACAAGGAUAGAUCGAUAGAAUCUGCCGGCGAAUCGGUGAGAUUAACGCACAAGUUAUUUAUGAGAGCAGAACCGGAGAGGAACGAGAAGUUGCGGAUGCUGGUUGAAGAGCAAGGUAACAUACGAGCAAAAUUCACCACCGACGACGUGGAAGAGAUCAAAAAGGAGGACAUCGCGGAUAUGAGACAAACGAGCAUGAAGGCGAGACUUCAGAGCAUGUUCGAUGCCAUAUCUGGUAAAGCAGCCAGUCGAAUCAAUCCGGACGUGGUCAUUCAAGCGGAGGAAACGAACGCUGAAACAUCGGUCGCGUGUCCCGUGAUAUGCGUGACUCUUAAUUCUUCGACCACCACUACGAACGUGAAUACCACGCCUAUUUCUACGUCGGCCGUCGUUCCUAGUCCUGGUACUAGUGAAUCAGAAACAAAGUCGCCGAAACACGUGGUCUUUAAUUUACCGAGCAAAGAGUCGAAUGGAAAUGUUCAGCAGAUAGCCGGUACGUUCGCUAGAACAAGCGAAACCGUUCCAACAACCCCAGUGACAGAUAAAAAGAAGACGACUAGCGCUUCUGGAAUUUCGUUUGCACCAUCCGUAAUCGUAUCACAGCCUAUUGUUUCGAACGCAAAUGCACCAGCUGUUGCGAGUUCCUCGACGAAUUCGAACGUACAAAUUUUCAAUGUUGACAAAUCAACGGGAACCACCAGCAUCGUCACCACUACGGUGACAGGUAGCUCGCCUUUGGUCACGCUCGAUGCUGCUACCGCGAAUAAAUCUCCGUUAUUUGCCGCCGUACCUGUCAUCACGGCCAAUACCUUUGGAAAAGUUGCCGCCGCUGUACCGACGACGAACGUUUCGCAAGCCGCAGGAGUCGCCUCGCCCAGCUCGAACGUAUCGUUCGGAAUUUUUUCACCGUCCCAACAAGCGAACGUUCCAGAGACAACGGUUGCUACAGUCGAGAACAAGGAACGAACCGUAGGAUCUACUUCGACUGACGGCGACGUUUUUGACAACACCAGCAUUUUUAUUGGAAUAACGGCCACGUUACUUCGUUGGAAUAAUACCGGUGGUUUGACCACGACCACGACCACGACCACGACCACGACCACGACCACGACCACGACCACGAGCACGAGCACGAGCACGAGCACGAGCACGACCACGUGCACGAGCUCGACCACGUUUGGAAGUAAGACUGUUAAUUCGUCGACCAGUUCGAAACCCGGAACAUUCGUGUUCGGAUCCGCGGCAAAUGCGUCACAGACUGGCGGAACAUUUGGAAGUUCCACAAUCGGUGGUAACGCUAUUACGAGUACGGCUGCACAGACUGGUUCUACUACGAACGUCGUGGCCAGUGCUCCUAUGCCAUUCAAAUCAAGCGCAGAACCUUCCCUACCGACGUUCGGAUCAACUCCAAGCUCAACGUUUACGUUUCGUGCUCCACCUUCGUCAUCGGCUAACGACGGCAAAGCUAACUUUUCUUUCGGUAAUACGUCUACAGCGACGACUACAGGCUCGAACAUGUCUGUGUUCGCCAUGGGAAACAAUACGACCACCACCACUACCAACAACAACGAUAACAAAAACAACUCGACUCCAAGUUUUGGAACGUCAACGUCAACGAACGCCGGUUCUAUAUUUACCAGACCGAUUUUGACGCCGUCGAUUUUCGGAGCAACAUCCACGCAACAAAGCAACCAGCAGCCUGCCUCAAUUUUCGGUACAUCUUCGAAUUUAAAAGCAACCACAGCUGCCUUCACUGCUCCGAAGAGCACGGCUACCGGAAUUUUCGGUUCGAACGUUUCCUCCACUUCCGUAGCAUUUCCAUCCACAACCUCGUCGAUGCAGAUCUUCUCCAACACUAGCAGUGGACCCGGUUCGGGAAUACCGAGCACAACUCCCAUGCCGGUAUUUGGUUCUACCGGGAGUACGUCUGCUUCGGGAAUAUCUGGAGGAACGAAUAGUGGAGCCGCCGGCAUAUUCUCCGGCGCUAGCUUGACCAGCUCGACGACAACAGUAACCACGUUCGGCACGACCAAUAAUAUUUUCGACCAAGCGAACCCGUCGGCGGCUACGAAUUUCAAGAGUGGCACAUCGGUAUUUGGAAGUAACACCGGUUCGACGUUGUUCGGUGCUCAAGCGAGCGGUACAUCGUCCGCGUUUGGCGCCGCGAACGUCCCGAGCACCAACAACUUGGCUCCUUCUGCUUUCGGUUCCACCAACGUUUCCACGAGCAACACGCCGAUUUUGCCGACUUUUGGUCAACCUAGUACCGCUACUUCCUCCGUGUUUGGCCCACAGACCAAGACGACUCUCGGCGUGCAGAGUUCCGCGUCGUCGCCUAAUUUCGGUGUCGGAACCACCACCUCGAUAUUCGGAACAGAGAACCACGCCGGUGGUCAAAAGUUUGUGGCCUCGAACAGUGCUGCUUUCGGUUCUUUUACCGGGCAAAUUGCCUUGCCGAAUCGUACGUUCAAUACUACUAGCACCAGCAACGUGAACACGAACGACGCGAACGCAAACGCAAACGCGAACGCGAACGCCUCCUCUGCCCCAUUCGGCGAGGGCGGUAACAAGAUUUCGCUGUUCGGACCACAAACCUCGGCGUUCGGAGCGCCCAACGUUUCUGCUCCCGCUCCCAUUCCUGCACCCGCUCCUCUUCCUGCUGCUGCUCCCGCUACCGCACCCGCUCCCGUUCUCGUUCCCGCUCCUGUUCCCGCCUUCGGAACCACCAACACGAACAACGAGAAUAACAAUGCAUCAUCGGGUAUAUUCACUUUUGGGGCAAAUCAGAAAGUACCGCAGCAAAAUACCAGUUUCACCUUCGGUGGCAACAACUCAUCUGCCCCUUCUACCUCCGCCGUACCUUUUCAAUUUGGCGCGACUAGUUUGAAUUCAGGUACAGGAUUCAAUUUCGCCGCUCCGACGACCACUCCAUCUAUCAAGUUCGGAACAGCUAGUGCCACGCCGACGUUCAACGCUUCUACGCCUGGCACGUUCAGCAUAGGAAGCGGUUCUACCGCGCCAAGAUCCAGAAACAUGCGAACCAGAAAACCGAGAUGAUGGAGAAUGUAAAUCUUGAUAUAGCACCUUAACAGAGGAUUCUUCUUCGUUGAAAUACAGCUGCGCGCGGCAUUCGAUCUCUCAUUAAUCUCAUAAUUCAAAAUUGGUUACUGCGUUUCCACCGAUUCUACCGCAUAAUUCAAUGGAUAUGAAUUUGACCGUUUUCGCCGUUGUUACACGUAAUCACCGCUAUAGUUAUUAUUGUCAUCGACAAGAAUUGUGUCUAUGUAGUGUUGCGUCUCGCACACCGCAAUUCGUUUUGAAUAUC